CUGCACUACGGGACCCUCCUGGGCAGCAGAGCUUGUGUCCACAUGGCAGCAGCUGCCUGGGGCAGUGGGUUUCUCACUGCUGUGCUGCACACGGCCAAUACAUUUUCUAUACCACUCUGCCAGGGCAAUGCCCUGGACCAGUUCUUCUGUGAAAUCCCCCAGAUCCUCAAGCUCUCCUGCUCAGACACCUACCUCAGGGAAGUUGGGCUUAUUAUAUUAAGUUGUUUAUUAGUUUUUGUCUGUUUUCUUUUCAUUGUGCUGUCCUAUGUGCAGAUCUUCAGGGCCGUGCUGAGGAUCCCCUCUGAGCAGGGACGGCACAAAGCCUUUUCCACGUGCCUCUCUCACCUGGCCGUGGUCUCCCUGCUUAUCAGCACUGCCAUAUUUGCUCACCUGAAGCCCCCCUCCAUCUCCUCCCCAUCCCUGGACCUGGCGGUGGCAGUUCUGUACUCGGUGGUGCCUCCACAUAUCCUGAGAGGUCUGCAGCCCCUCCGUGCCAUCCUGUCUCCCCAGGCUAGCACAAGAGCCCUGGACCUUGUGGUCCUCAAGAGCUCCUAA
Molecule: messenger RNA, 555 nt
Organism: Grus americana (Whooping crane)
Lineage: Eukaryota; Metazoa; Chordata; Aves; Gruiformes; Gruidae
Product: olfactory receptor 14J1-like
Exons: 2
Biological process (GO): G protein-coupled receptor signaling pathway
Cellular component (GO): membrane
Molecular function (GO): olfactory receptor activity
Source: RefSeq, a predicted model, not a curated record